Messenger RNA from Penicillium soppii, 702 nucleotides. Its product is annotated as acyl-CoA thioesterase. The transcript has a single exon. The coding region runs from base 1 to 702 and encodes 233 amino acids. The record is from RefSeq and is a predicted model, not a curated record. Lineage: Eukaryota; Fungi; Ascomycota; Eurotiomycetes; Eurotiales; Aspergillaceae.
AUGGGCCACAAAACCAAUUCAUCAUAUGCCACAGACUUUGAUGUCGCCCGAAACUAUCAUCUAUGCUCGCUCUUCCGAGUUGGACUGAAGAGUGGGGGCGAUUUUUCCUUCAUCAGCCCCCAACCGCGUGAUGCUUAUGGCACUGGGCCAUUGUUUCCGGCACUGGGUGGAGUGAAUAUUACGUUUCACAAAGCUAUUCGCCCGCGGCAGAAGUAUGAGAUAUCGACUCGUGUUCUCUCAUGGGAUGAUAAAUGGAUACAUCUCAUUUCACACUUCGUGGAAAGGGGAAGCUGCAAGCCUGUUCAUUUUACUGAUCAACGGAAUCCCCAGCGCGAUCCUGAGAUGAACAUCGGUGAUUUGACACAAAUGACAAGUGCUGAUCAGCAUCCAUCUUCACGGCCUGUCGUGUACGCCACUGCGAUGGCGAAAAUUGUCUUUAAAAAAGGCCGCAAGACAGUUCCUCCUCCUCAAUUUUUAGUUGAUUGUGGUCUUCUUCCUGGUAAAGAGAAGGUUGUUCUGCACGGGUCUAUCCAGAACGCUUGCGAGGAGGAAAAGGUCGAUGAUAACGAUAUGACCAAGAUUAGAGAUGACAUCGAAGAAAUAAGGACCGCGGGCUAUGAAAUGGCGGAGCGGCUCAAUACUCUGGCCGAAGGAGAGUCGUUCUAUAACAUGAGCGAGAAGGUCUUCUUUUCCAAGCGCUGA